GUGGUGCGCAUGCGCGGCCGGGGUGCGGCGGGGAGAGGGCGCCAGCGGCCGCAGCCACCUUCCCAUCCCCGCACUCAGGAGAGGGUGCUCGGCCUGUCUCGGCGAGGCCCCAUACUGUCCGCGUCUCCUGAGGCUGGCGGCGGUGGCGUUCCGGCCUCCCCGGGGCUCGGAGAUCGCCUCCAGCCGGCACCGGUGGGGAAGGGACGGGGAGGCCCCGCCCGUGUGAGGCGGCGGUGGUGGAGGCUGCCGGAGCUCCGCAUCCCUCCGUCGCCGCCUUACAGCGGCCUCAGGACCGACCCUGCUCUUCCCUGUUUGGCCUGCGCACUGUGCGAGGCUGGCACUCACCCGUGCUCUCUAGAGUGGCCCAGGCGUCCGGGGGAAGGCUGCCGCCAGCGGGCCGUUGCCGCCAUGCCCCAUCUGGGGUUUCUGUCUCCUGCGCAUUGUGCUCCCUCUCAAAUUUGCGACCUUAGGCUGUAAAUAGUAACAAGACACACAUAUGUUUAGGGGAGUUUUUCCUUGUAUGUCACGGGACGAUAGAGUAUCAACAGGCAGAGGCCUUCAGGGCAAGAAGGACACAAAACAACCGAAACCAUGUGACUGUGAGCUGUGGUUCUCAGGAGUUUUGCUUUAUGAACGUGCUGACAGAUGUCAUUUCUACAUAGUUUUGAAGCUUUUUAAAUUAUUACACAGAACCCGGCAAGAAGUUUUUAAAAACGAUACCAGAGCCCUUGAAGCUGCAAGACAAAAGAUAAAUGAAGAAUUCAAAAAUAACCAGGAUGAGACAUCUGAAGAGAAGAUAAAUGAGCUUCUGAAAAUGGCUUCAGAUGUUGAAGUGAUUCUCAGAACUUCUGUUAUUCAGGCAGUUCACACUGAUUCCGACAAAAUAUGUGUGGGUUUCUUUCUAUUACAGUGCUUAUACCCAGGAAAGAUCUUCUACAAGACAACACUCCUUACAUUGAUAAACCAACAAAAAAGCAUGAAUCCUGAGGAGAACAUGCCCUUCCCUGCAGAAGGUUAACAUCCUGUAAUGAGAUCUCUGAUAGCCAAUAGUGGAUACCAUUUUUAAAACCUAAAUUUUAAAAACAGUUAACUAUCGUUAUCAGGAAAACAGACACUGAAACCAAGUCACUGAUUUAAUUGUGUGCUGUGAUACCAUCGUGCACUUUUGUUGUGGAAGAUACUAAUAUUUCCACUGAAACCUAAGUCACACGGUUCCCUUAAAAAUACACUGCUGUUACUUCAGACAGGAAUGUUUUUAAUUAUGACAGUUGUAAGACAGAGAUUAUUUCCUAGAGUUUUUCAAAACUAAACACAAAUUAAAUACAGUUCUUAAUCCUGGUAAAAUUCGUAAGUCUAUUGUAAAUGAUAUGCUGCUUUGAAGUAAUGAAAAACCAUCUUGUGGCACUUAGCAUUAAAUUUAUGCUUUGCACCAAAAAUGUGAUUUCUGAGGCUGUCAUUAAUUGUACACUAGUAUACUGUAAUGUUUGAGAGCAUUCGUAAGGUCUAUCUGAAUAAAUUAUUCAGGUUUACGGA
Molecule: messenger RNA, 1533 nt
Organism: Chroicocephalus ridibundus (black-headed gull)
Lineage: Eukaryota; Metazoa; Chordata; Aves; Charadriiformes; Laridae
Gene: LYRM7
Product: LYR motif containing 7
Exons: 5
Coding region: 497-1018 (173 amino acids)
Biological process (GO): mitochondrial respiratory chain complex III assembly
Cellular component (GO): mitochondrial matrix
Molecular function (GO): protein folding chaperone
Source: RefSeq, a predicted model, not a curated record